ACUUUCAGGUGAGCUCUAUAAAGGGACCCGUCUAAAACCUGCUCUCCUCUGAGGUCUUAUCUUUGUGAAGACGAAACAAUAUAGGGAUGUGGUCAUUAUCUGUUUUUUGUAUUCUUGCGAUCGGGUACGUGAGUUGUGACCAAAAAUGCCAUGGGUCGCCAAGAAUGUACAACGGAAAGCGAUGUGCUUCGACCACCCGAUACAACGACUACCACAAGGGGGCGUGCGGGUGUGGACCAGCUUCCGGUGACAGCCAAUUCGGUUGGAAUCACGACCACUUUGUCACUGCCCCCAAUCAGAUGUUUUUUGAUGAAGGAUACAGUGGCUGGUGUGGUCAGCGAUGCGGAAAAUGUGUCAAGCUGACCACUACAGGUGGUUACGUUCCCGGACAAGGAGGCCCGACCCCCGCUGGCAUGUCCCGCGUGUUCAUGGUUACUAACCUGUGCCCCAACGUCUACCCCAACCAGAACUGGUGCAACCAGGGCACCGGGCCCUACGGAAACGGUCAUAACGACUAUGGAUACGUCGCUCAUUUUGAUUUGGAAAAUGGCGCCAGUCAGGUCUCGAACCUUGGUUGGAACAACCCGGAAGUGACGUGGGAGAUCGUUAAUUGUCAUGGCUCGAACACCCCCACGGAUGGAAUGUACCAACAAUGCCAGUGUGCUCAUCACGGUAAACGAUCGCUCAACGAAACAACGAACGGCUCGGAAAAUUGAUUCUGAUUCUGUUAUGCUGAUCAAAUUUAGUUUAAUAAAAAUUGUGUAAUAUUUAAUGUA
Messenger RNA from Magallana angulata, 776 nucleotides. RefSeq names its product endoglucanase-like. The record is from RefSeq and is a predicted model, not a curated record. The transcript is spliced from 3 exons. Lineage: Eukaryota; Metazoa; Mollusca; Bivalvia; Ostreida; Ostreidae. The coding region runs from base 87 to 716 and encodes 209 amino acids.